AUGCCAGUAACUGGCCCUUCAGGUCAAGCAGCCCGUCGUUCCGUCAGAUCGUCUACGACUUCCUGCACGGAGAAUCCGUCACGGCAGACCCAGCAGCAAGAACGCCGUGCGGAGAAGGCGAAGAGCUCUCAGCCGUACGUGCGUCCCUCGCGCAGCGAGUCGUUAGCCAAUGCCGCUGGCAGCUCAUCCUCCUCGACACAGCAAGUACCACAGCGGCCCGGCCUGAAGAACCGCGCCAAUUCGGCGCCCUUGGCCCCCAGAGCAAACCGUUUGCCUGGGUCCGCAUCCGACCAGCAUGAAGUCCACAUAACAGCUCAAAGCUCGCAGCAGCUCCAACGCGGACCUAGGAGCGGUGAGGCUGAAGAUGACGCCGAUGUCGAUAACCAUGAAAUCUCCGAAGAUCCCUUUUUUCAGCGGUACAACGUGCCUCAGCUACCCGCAGCCCCUGCAGCACCUGCCGUCGGGGACGGUUCUUCAGACGAAGACGAGAGCGAGGACGAAGAUGAGGACAAGGAGGAUAACGAGAAGAGCGGGAGCAGCUCCGAAGCUGAGGAUUCUUCGGAUACUGAGGGCCCGCUGUCUCCUGAUCUUCUCGAAGGAGACCCUCGGCCAAGUCUCACAUCUACCGAGCUUUCAACGGAAGCUAUUCCACGUAACAGCAUGCAAGAGAUCAAUAUCGGAGUCCUCGGCGCCGCCGGUGUUGGAAAAACUACUUUCGUACAUAAAGCACUCGACCUUCGGUCUGCACCUGUCACGUCGGUAGCUACGAAAAAGCUAUCUUUGGACGGCAGUACAUAUGUGGUCCGACUUAUUGAGCUUCAGUUUGACGAUCUUGAUAUAGAAGACGACGAACCGCUACAGUGGCCGAGCACCAUAGAUGAUGAUAUCACGAUGCCACGGAUUGAUGGGGCUCUCACAUUGUACGAUGUUAUGGAUAAGGAUAGCCUGGGACAGGUGCCUGGGGCCCUGAAUGCCAUACAAAGAUUAUCGUUACCUUCGGUCCUCGUCGCAUGCAAGUGCGAUAACCACCCCCUUCACCGGCAGGUGGAUCCUGCCGAUGUCGAGAAGAAAGCCAAGACAUCUUUCGGCGGCAUCACCGUUCUACAGAGUUCGCAAGCUGCGCCGGAAACGCAGCAGCGAUGUCUGUCAGUUAUGUUACGGGCGAUCUUGUCCGGGAGAUCUGAUGUUGCACUCAAUCCAUUGGCCUUGCCGAAGAAAUCUGCAGAACUUCAUGCCACCCCAAACGCUUCUCUCGGGACAUCUUCAUGGCCUACAUUAUCCGUGCCUGCGCUGACGUUUCUUCUCGUUCAAGGUCAGCUUAAGCCCGCAGCAGCAACCGCAACGGCGGCGGCAGCGGCACGGAAAAGAGCCAGCUCUUCAGCAGUACGCACUGGCUCUCCCGCUCCUUUUAUGCGAAGGCAUGAGCGGGCAAGUUCGGAGUGGUCCGGUGGAAGGCUUAAAGGUCAGCCUUUCUCCCAGGAAGAAGACGUCCAGUCGCGCUUCCCUGAACCCGCCCGACCACGUCCUCAGCAUCCCUCGAGUACAUCUCAACAGUCAUUUCUCGACCUCGAAGAAUCGCCUACUUCCGAGUCACAAGAUUCUGAGCGGCACUCAUCUCCAGGUUCAGAGGUACAGAACACUGUGUUCGGACCACCCUCCGAUGAAACUGGCUACACCUUCGAUCAACUUGUUGAGCGACUCCUUGCACAGCCGCUCUCAAAGCAAGACAAUAAGUUCGCAGCUAUCUUCCUAGCCCUCUAUCGUAAGUUCGCGGCACCCCGCCAGCUGCUGGAAGCUAUCAUCACUCGCUUCGAAGCCCUGGAGCACGACAAAGCUAUCCAGAUGAUUCGGACCGUAGCCCAGCUUCGCCAUCUCACCAUCAUGGAGCAAUGGAUCAGCCUCUAUCCGGGCGACUUCGCACAUCCAGGCACUCGCCGCACGGCAACUCAGUUCAUUAAUAAACUGGCUAGCGACCGUAUCUUCUCUGUCGCCGCGCGCGAGAUGGCGAUGGAUCUUGAAGUAGUUGUCGAAGAUGACGACACCACCUGGGCCUGCUCAGACAUGUACCACGAGAGACAGCAGGUCUCCAGACAACGCUCGCAAACAUUCCUCAGCACCGCAAGCACGUUGGGCGGAAGCCCCAUUGAUGAGGAUGCUACUGGGACUGGAGCGUCUAAAUCUUCCCCCGGUACCGGCGAUAGUGACAGUGAGCAAACGCUGGUAGAUCUUUCAGUCGGUUCGCGCUCCACCAGUAGCUCCGCGAGCGCGUCCUCCUCCCAGACGAUGCUGGACGCUGUCGAGGGCGCCCAGCGACAGGCCAGGCUCCUCGUCGCUAUUCCUCGCAUGUCGCUCACCAAGACACAAUGGCAUCAGAUUAUGAACGAGCCUGAAGAGUCAAUCGCGCGCGAGUUGACACGCAUGGAUUGGAUCAUGUUUAGCUCCAUACGACCGAGGGAUCUCGAUAGACACGUCAGUCUGAAAAAGGAAGAGCAGAAGAAGUAUCGCAGCCUGGUGAACGUCAAUCGCAUGAUUGAACACUUCAACCACCUGGCAUAUUGGGUCGCCAACUUUGUGCUGCUGAGGGACAAGCCGAAGCACAGGGCAUUGAUGCUUGAGAAGUUCAUGAAGGUUGCCAGGAAACUUCGCGAACUCAACAAUUACAACGCUCUGGGAGCGAUACUGGCCGGCAUCAAUGGCACUGCUGUCCAUCGUCUUGCUGCCACACGCGACCUCGUCCCGGCCACCACCGCAAAAGACUUCAUGAAGCUCGAGAUCCUUAUGAGUACGCAAAAGUCGCAUUUUGCGUAUCGUCUCGCCUGGGAAAACUCCUCUGGAGAACGCAUUCCGUACCUACCUCUGCAUCGACGGGACCUUGUCAGCGCCAGCGAGGGCAAUCCCACCUUCAUUGGCGGCGCCAAAGGAGAGGAGCUCAACACCGGUGUGACUGGCAACGAGAGGGUCAACUGGAAGAAGUUCGACAUAAUGGGCGAGGUCAUAGUCGGUAUGCAGCGAGCGCAAGGCACACCUUACCCGGCCCUGGCGAGGAACGAGGAGGUCAAGCAGCUCGUGCUCGAUUUGAGAAUCGCUAAGGACGAUGAUGUAUGUGUGCUUGGGUUCACCGAGCUAUUCGACCGCAGUAUCCAAGUCGAACCGUCCGCAUCUGCGGUGAAUGAUCGAAAACGGUUCAUCAACUGGUUUCAGCGAUGA
This is a messenger RNA of Coniosporium apollinis CBS 100218, 3207 nucleotides long. RefSeq lists its product as uncharacterized. The record is from RefSeq and is a predicted model, not a curated record. Gene Ontology annotation, molecular function: guanyl-nucleotide exchange factor activity. The transcript has 6 exons. The coding region runs from base 1 to 3207 and encodes 1068 amino acids. Lineage: Eukaryota; Fungi; Ascomycota; Dothideomycetes. Gene Ontology annotation, biological process: Ras protein signal transduction; positive regulation of GTPase activity. Gene Ontology annotation, cellular component: plasma membrane.